AUGCCACACAAAGCUGACUCGAAGCUCCGCAUCGCGGUGCUGGUCAAUAUGCUUGGACACAAACCUGAAACGAGAGAUUCGUUCGUUACAACAAUCAGGGCGGCCAGACCAGAGUCGGCUAUUGACUUCUACGACCCAAUAGACGACCAGAACUAUCCCGACGUACAGAAGUAUGACCUUGUGGUGUUGAGUGGAGGCACGGCUGACAUCAAUGCACCUGACCCAUGGGUGUUGCAAGAGUUGGACUUCAUCAGAAAGACGGUUGCGUCUUCGAACAUCAAGCUUGUUGGGAUAUGCUGGGGCCAUCAAGCAAUCAAUGUUGCGCUUGGAGGGAAGUUGGUUGUGAUGGAACAAGGUCCUGAGCUCGGCGUUACUGCAUUGGGCCUGACCGAGGAAGGCGCGGAGUUCUUCGACUUCGCCAGAGAAAAGGGCCAAGUGAGUAUCCACGAGUUCCACAGGCGCGAACUUGCCGAGAAUGCCGCAGGAUUCGUGCCGCUGGCGGAGAACAGGCAGAUCUUCAAGUCUCGAGACAACAGAAUCUUGACGUUUCAGGGCCAUCCAGAGAUGAGCGCAAAGCUGGCACAAGCGGCACUGGCGAAUGCGCCCGCAUACACGCAAACGUUCUCUGCUGAGCAGCUGUCGGCCAUCUCGAAGAGAAUGGAGAGAGACCAGGAUGGGGUGGCUAUUUUUGAGCGCGUGCUUCGCUGGGUGGACGAGAAAUGA
This is a messenger RNA of Lasiodiplodia theobromae, 723 nucleotides long. Its product is annotated as Acetate kinase. Lineage: Eukaryota; Fungi; Ascomycota; Dothideomycetes; Botryosphaeriales; Botryosphaeriaceae. The record is from RefSeq and is a predicted model, not a curated record. Gene Ontology annotation, cellular component: nucleus; cytosol. The transcript is spliced from 3 exons. The coding region runs from base 1 to 723 and encodes 240 amino acids.